Molecule: messenger RNA, 961 nt
Organism: Momordica charantia (bitter melon)
Lineage: Eukaryota; Viridiplantae; Streptophyta; Magnoliopsida; Cucurbitales; Cucurbitaceae
Product: cytokinin riboside 5'-monophosphate phosphoribohydrolase LOG3
Biological process (GO): cytokinin biosynthetic process
Cellular component (GO): nucleus; cytosol
Molecular function (GO): hydrolase activity, hydrolyzing N-glycosyl compounds
Source: RefSeq, a predicted model, not a curated record
GGGCGUCACCCCAAUUUGGCACUUUAACAAAAAAGUUCUCCAAAAUGGAAACUCAACAGUUUGGAGUUGGAGGAAGAAGCAGCAAGAAAUGGAGGUUUAGAAGAAUCUGUGUAUUCUGCGGUAGCAGCCCCGGCAAGAACCCUACCUAUCACCUUGCCGCUCUUCAACUAGCCAAACAAUUCGUGGAAAGGAAUAUUGACUUGGUUUAUGGAGGAGGCAGCAUCGGCCUCAUGGGCUUAGUCUCCCAAGCUGUGCAUGAUGGUGGUUGCCACGUGUUAGGAGUGAUUCCAAGGACCCUAAUGUUAAGAGAGUUGACUGGAGAAACGGUUGGAGAAGUGAGACCUGUCUCUGGCAUGCACCAACGUAAAGCUGAGAUGGCCAAACAAGCUGAUGCAUUUAUUGCCUUACCAGGUGGGUAUGGCACUCUAGAGGAGCUUCUGGAAGUAAUAACUUGGGCACAACUCGGAAUCCAUGAAAAACCCGUGGGACUAUUGAACGUGGAUGGCUAUUAUAACGCACUUCUCUCCUUUAUAGACAAAGCUGUAGUCGAAGGUUUUAUUACACCAGCUGCCCGUAAUAUCAUUGUUUCUGCCCACACUGCUCAUGAACUCAUGUGCAAACUUGAGGAUUACAAUCCCGAGCGCUCCUGAGUUGGCGGAUGGAUCUGAUCGAGAGAUGCAAAAAACAAAUGGUUUUCAAAUCAAAAUAAGACAUUGCACGUUGACUUGGUCUCAUUAUUGGACACACAAAAGAAGAAAAUAGAAGGACAAGAAUUAUUCAUGUCGGUUUCUGCUUUGUGCUUGUGCCACCACAGUUGUUUCUAGUUCUCUGUGUUCAAUUUUAUUUUUCAAUUGUUAGUUCUAUAGCUGGCUAAGAUUAAUCUGUAAAUAUGUCUGUGUAGAUGGUGGAACUCAAACUUAUAAUCGAAGGGAAUCCGUUAUUCUUCAAGACGGUUACUUUA